AUGGAUUAUUUACGUUUACAGAUGUCUGGAUUUUUACGAAAUGCCAAAUCGUUGCCGAUACAUUGUAUAAUAGAACAGAUCAACGGUGUGGUGUCGUUUGACAAUGUUUCUAGUCAUUCCCCACUUCCCCCUACUCAAAACACUGUACAGUUAGACAGCUACGCCAUUCUACCUAAUUCAACGUUACUUCAGGACCUGGUGAAGACUGCCCUGAUCAAGCUAGGCUACAGUUCUUCAGAUACUCAUAAUGCUAAAGGUGCUAUACAGAUAAAGAAUUGGAAGCCAUUAGAGUUUGACUCAAUCUGUGACAACAAGCACGCCACAAUAGAAGAUAUUCUUGGCGAACUAACCAAUGUAACCACGUUAAGGAUUCGGUUAUCAGCCCCAACCAAACAAACCACUACAGAUGACGUGAAAGAGAAGCUACUUCAACUCUUGUUAACCCAGUCUCAAGCUUUGCUCAAUGAUUCUGGGUGCCCAAUUGAAAAAAAUAUUUUAGCUUCUUUGUCAAAGGGAGAGAAUAUUUCUGAAUGCUUGGCUGAAGGUCUGUCAGACGAAAUGAGGGGUGCAUUCGAUAUAUGGUACAGGAACCAAAUCAACAGUUCAAAAACUGUUCCUGCUCCACCCCGCUCUCCUCAUUUGGAGGAAGUAAAAACACCUAUCAAGAAAGAAAUCAAAGAAGAAGUGCCAUCUAGUCCAAUGAUUGAAAACGAACCACACGAAUCAAGUCCAGCCUCAUUUCGAUCAUAUCUCUCGCAUAAAACGCGGAUACGGACCAGUUUUGAUCCAGAAUAUGAAAUUACACGUCUGCAAAAUUGGUUCAAAGAAAAUCAACAUCCAACUCGAGAUCAAAUGAUUGCCUACAUGAAUGAACUGAAUGGUUUGGAAUCACGAAAGGGACGACGACCUCUUGACCUCACCAAUAUUAUUUAUUGGUUUAAAAACGCUCGGGCUGCGCAGCGACGUGCUUGUAAAAGUUUAGACGACUCGUAUGAUAAUGAAGAUGAGGCUAGCAUGAGUGCUAGCGGUGGAAUUCCAAAUGAAAAUAUUCCAUAUCUGCCCAAUAAAAAUGCAGUUUACAUUAUUCCCUUCCCAUACAGACGACCAGCUUUUGGUUCCUUCGACAACAACGGAACGCCCCCUGGUGACGACGAUCAUGAUGAACCAUGUGACCUGUCAAUCAACAAGAGAACAGAUUGUCAAGACGAUAAUGUCAGACCGGAGGAAAGUCACGAGGAAAGCGUUUUUGAGAAAGACGAAGCAGUUACGAAUGAGGAUUCCACAUGCAACGAAAAUUCUCAGUCAGAUAAAAAAUAUGCAAAUAUCCUUUACUCUAGUCAAACCCUCAACGGACUCCCAAAACAAGUUCCUAAUAUGAACGAUUUGACGCAGUCGGAAAAUAGUCAAGUGAACGGAUGUGGAAAUCGGAAUAACAAUGGGUCCAUUUCCGACAGCGAAAAUCAGGAAAAUUGUUGCAGUCCAACACCAGCCAAACAAGACAAUUUAAGUGACGAUGAUUCGUCUGAUUCAGACAGUGUGACGUCGGACAGCGACGACAAAAAUUCCAACCUAAAACGGGACUUGUUUGAUUAUUCUAGUCUAGGAUAUAAUUCAGGAGUAUCAACAGCUAAUAUGUCGCCUGCCAGUAUCGCUGCCAUGUCGCUGGCGCAGAUGAGUCAGAUGCCAUCUGCUGGCGGCUUACAUAUUCCUCAGCUACCUCCUCAUCUGGCCAUGGCAGCUGCUGCCUACUAUCCAAUGAAUGCAAGGUACUACAUGCAGCAUGCAGCCAACAGUUUGCAAAAUUCUCAAGUCUCGCCGAGACCUCCCUCAAACAGCCAUCGCGACCCCAGCAGUAACCAUGGCAACGUCAAUGGCAGUAGCAGCGACAGUCGUAAACGCAGGACCAGAGUCUUCAUUGAUCCUUUGACAGAGAUUCCUCAGCUGGAGAGAUGGUUUCAAGAGGAUACGCACCCUUCGGCCUAUAUGAUCGACAAAUACUGUGAACAACUCAACAAGACAGAUUAUCGGCAAAAAUUUCCUCGUUUGGAGUCCAAAAACAUUCAGUUAUGGUUUAAAAAUCAUCGAGCUAAAGUCAAACGUCAGCGAUUGUCCUAG
This is a messenger RNA of Lottia gigantea (owl limpet), 2115 nucleotides long. RefSeq lists its product as hypothetical. NCBI's taxonomy places the organism in Eukaryota, Metazoa, Mollusca, Gastropoda, Lottiidae. Gene Ontology annotation, molecular function: DNA-binding transcription factor activity, RNA polymerase II-specific; RNA polymerase II cis-regulatory region sequence-specific DNA binding. Gene Ontology annotation, biological process: regulation of transcription by RNA polymerase II; chromatin remodeling. The record is from RefSeq and is a predicted model, not a curated record. Bases 1 to 2115 code for a protein of 704 amino acids. The transcript has 4 exons.